AUGGUUAAAAAGAAAGAUGUAGUCUUACAAAAAUUGAAUACUGAACAACAAUCAAAUGUGGAGGGUAAUAGAACAACACUGAGAACCUUUUUUCUCUGCAUAGUCGCUACUGUUUUCGUACAGUUAGCGUUCAUACCAUUUUUGAAUGUUCUACGAAAUCAAACCUGCAGUCUCAUCACUGAUGAAUGGCGCUUUUUCAACUCAGUAUGCCCACGACAAGCCAGUCCCGGCAGAGCUGUUACUGAAAGAGCUCAAAGUAAAGCUGCUCUUUUUUUAGAAGAUCCGUUCCCUCUCAAACCUUGGAAGGAACCUGGAGAACUUGUGGCUAGACCCGAAGAAAGCGAGCGGAGUAGUCCAACAACUGUGAAAGAAGCGCUAGCGGCCCUAUCUGCUGCUCGAUCAUUUCGUGAAAAAGGACAUAUCGAAAAAGCUCGAGUUAUCAUCGAACACGCGCUAGCUUUGGCUCCGGUGCAUCCCGAUAUCCUGACUGAAUAUGGCGUUGUUCACGAACAGCAAGACAAUAUUAUCGAAGCAGAUUAUUGUUAUGCGAAGGCUUUGGCAUAUGAUCCUGCUCAUCAGGGAGCUAUCGAAAGAAGAAGGUUUACUUUACCUGUUGUAUCAAUGAAAGACAGAAAAAUGUUGGAAAAAAUAAGAAGUAUAUUAGAUGAGUUCAAUGAACUCUCUCAUUCGCCAUCUCUAAGAAGAGCUAUGCGAGAAAGCUAUUUUUUGCACGUGUAUCAUACAGUAGCAAUUGAAGGAAAUACGUUAAGCUUAGGACAAACAAGAUCUAUUCUGGAAACGGAAAUGGCUGUAGAGGGGAAAAGUAUCCGAGAGCAUAAUGAAGUUCUUGGCAUGGAUUCUGCACUCCGUUUUCUUAAUAGAACUCUUCUUUCAUCUUCUGAUCUAUCUCUAGAUGAUAUAUUGGAGAUGCACAGGCGAGUAGUUGGACAUUCUCAACCAGAAAUUGCUGGACGUUUACGUGAUACACAGGUACACGUUGGGCGGUUCACGCCUGUAGCUCCUGAGUAUGUUCCGUAUCAGAUGCAGGAGUUUGUAGACUGGUUAAACUCCCAAGAGCUGGAUGACAUGGACCCUGUUGAAAAAGCAGCUAUAGCUCAUUAUAAAUUGGUUUUAAUCCACCCGUUCGUUGAUGGAAAUGGCAGAACUGCUAGGCUAUUAUUGAACUUAAUUCUGAUGCGUUCAGGAUUUCCACCCGUUAUUCUACCCGUGGAGAGUAGAGCUAAAUACUACUCUGUACUCGGUACAGCAAAUCUAGGAGAUCUCCGUCCUUUCAUUCGAUAUGUUGCUCAACACACUGAAAACACCCUCCAGAGCUAUAUCUCAGCAGCUACAACUUGCGGAUCUAAUUGUAAAACCACACAACUUGGUAACGAAAACAUGGCUACUGUAUUAGAGCCUUGA
This is a messenger RNA of Auanema sp. JU1783, 1422 nucleotides long. The record is from the annotation of a GenBank genome assembly. Lineage: Eukaryota; Metazoa; Nematoda; Chromadorea; Rhabditida; Rhabditidae.